Messenger RNA from Cladocopium goreaui, 4122 nucleotides. Lineage: Eukaryota; Dinophyceae; Suessiales; Symbiodiniaceae. The record is from the annotation of a GenBank genome assembly.
AUGUGCUCCCAAAAGGAGAAUUUGGACCUUGAGAGCUUGGUGCAAAAGUUUCAAAAGGAUGAGACAAAGCAUCUGGAGCUUCGCGAACACAGAGGACACAAGGUAAUCCGCAUUACAGUCCGCUGCUUGGGUCAGAACCAGACAGAGGUGAAAAUCCCGUAUUCGAAAAUAGGCUGCAGCCGGGAGCUGGCGCUCACUGAAGCGUUGCGGAUUUGCGAGUCUGGUCAGAAGGAUUGGUCGGAAUUGCAUGCAGGCUUGAGCCUGAAAGAAUUGAAGAAGCUAGCAGAUGAAGAGGCGAGUUUGCCAGUUCACCCUGGCAGGGUCAGCAAGGACAGAUGGGUUAGCUACAUUGUUUUGGGAAGGGUUCGCCAAGAAGCAGAAGCAUUUGUCCAGACAGUGACAGAAGAGGCAGGCAAACAUGAAGAAGACGAGCUUGGUGGCUUUGGAGAUGGAGGACAAAUUUGCAAACUUUUAGAUGAGGCUGAACAUGGGCCCAAUACCAAGAGUACGCCGGUUUCAGGCGAUAUGGGCAAGGACGUCACCGAUUUCUGGCUUGAUACGGGCAGGGUAGAAAAAAGCAAGGUCGAAGCGAAAAAACAAUCUAGUGACAAGUUCCUGGCUACAUCUGAACAUGGCGUGCUCCCUUCCGUCAUACUUGACAAGUACCACAUGAUGAUGGAGGUAGAUGACCAGCCUCUUGCUUUCUUGUUUGGUGAGAAGCGUGCCUUUGGGAGGAAGCCUAGCCAAGUGCACAGGACAAUCUUCAACAAGGUUGUGGUAGGGCCAUGGGAUCUCUUCGAGCAGUACCCCUUGGAAGGAGUGCCUGCUGGCCUCAUCUAUAGCCAAGGAGACAAGGGCAUCAAAAACGAAGCCAUUGCCCAGCUCCUGAAACUUUUCCAGGAACCAGAUUCACGCUUGGUUUUGGCAGAAGUCCUACCACCCGUUCCAGGGAAAGACUUGUACGAUGCUAUCCGAUUCCACUUUGGCAAAGUAAAUGAAGACGGCUUUUCGUGGCACGAGACUGACGACAUUUGUUCGGUGAACGUUGCCACUUCAGGCAAGAAUGCCACUGUGCGAAGCUUCCUGUAUUUGCCAGACAAGAUGGUCGUCGAUUCGACUUUCUUGAAGGAGUUCGCCACUGUAGGUGCGAAAUCUGCCCAGAACCAUUUGCAAGCAUGUGAGACACGGCUUGGACAGGCGUUGCAAGUUGAAUCCGAAAAGGCCGCACAAGGUGAAGCAAAGCGCCAAGCCACCGAGGAACACUUGAACUCUUUGCAGAACGCUUCCCAAAACAUCCGAGGCAAGCUGGAACGUUGUAAGAAGGCAAUGGAGCUGGUUCAUCGGCAUACCUUUAUUCCUGACACUGCAAGCCGAGAAGACACUGAAAACUUUCGCUCUGGAUUGUUGGAGCAAGUGGUGGGUUUCGAUGAAGAUGAUGAGCUGUCAGGCAUGCUGAGAGAUGAGGAGACGGUGACCACAAUUAGCGCUGGGUGCUUGUUUGGCGCAAGGAUGAACAAGCUGCGGGAGGAGCUGAAGAAGGUUGAGAAAAAGAUGUUUGAGCACAAUCAGAAGAUCCAGAGGCAGGAGAAGCGCCAGAAACAGAUAGAGAGCGCCAAAAAAAGGAAAGCGCUGAGGCUUCUUGACGAUGAGGAGCGAGAUGCGGCGCGAAAGAAGUGCAACAAGCGGAGGCGGCACAUUUGGACCAGCAGAAAAGGCGAGGUCCAACAACCAGCCAAGAAGAAAAGAAAGGCUGAGGAAGACUUUUCUGAGAUGCCAGCUUUAAAGAAGAGAAAGAAAGGCUGGACCAUCGAAAAAAAAUAUCAGGUUGUGCAACAUUUCCGGGAGCUCGUGAAGCAGGCCAAGGAGCAGGGAAAGUCCUUCAAGAAAGCUCGCUGCUUAGCAGCCACCAGAAGCCAUUUUGGAGAUGUGCCAAAGUCAUGCAGGAUUCAGCGCUGGGUGAAGGAGGCCAAAACGCAAAAAUGGGAGGAGAUUCCGCAAGAGGAGCGCAGCAAAAUGUAUCAGCUUUCAGAUGCAUGGAAAAAGGCCCGCAAGCUUGGCAACCUUCGCGAGAAUGGCAAUGUGCGCUGGUUUGUUCCGCAGAUUGUCCAGGAUCAGCUAGAUAGGUUCCUUGCCCGGAGCACCAUGGGCAUCUCGAACGUCACAGGCAGGAACGAAGAGGUACUGAUUGAGCAGCUUGCCAGCACAGCGAGCGCAAUGUGCAAGGAAUACAACAUUGGACUGGAGAAGGAGAAGCAGAAAUUGAAUGACUUCAAAGCCGAUCUUCAGCGACAAGUUGCGCGAGACGACCUUUCAGCCACAGCAAGAGCGACAUUCUUUGACAAGUUGAAUUCCGGGAUUGACCGCCGCUUGGUUUUGAACAUAGACCAAGUUUGGCGAGCUGGCCAUGCAGGCACGAAGUAUUGUUUGCGAAAGGGCAGAGAUUCAGUAGGGAAGAAAGGGAAGAAAAAAGGGAGGCCGACAAACAAGGUGCAUCAGCAUGUGGCGCAGGCGCGGAAAUCCAUCACCAUUGUGACGGCUUCCUGGGGCGACAUGACACCAGGACCAAUAGCCUUGCACAUCCCCCAGGGACUCGUGCGUGAAUCGGCUGUGCGGGAAUUCAAUGCCAGCCAUAGAGGAAGGGCAUAUGCCUUGUACUCAGAGACCAAAAGCCACUUCAUGACUUCCCAGACAUUCAGCGAACUGCUUGAAAAUUUGUAUGGUGAUGCAUACAAGCUCCAGCGCGCAAAGCACAAACUGGAUGGAACCAGCCGUGGCAUGUUCUUGACAGACGCGUGGUCGGGUUUCCAUGCAACUUCCUCCGGGGAAGACCUUGCACGGCAAGCGUUUACUGCCCAGUUUGGCGUCGAAAUGCCAUAUCGCAAUCCAGGCCGCUUGCGGUUGCUGGCUUCUUGUGAUGCGUCGUUCCUGGGCUAUGUGGAGGACCUCCGGUGCCGAAAGAAUUUUGAAGACCUCACCAUCCUGCCCAACGGCCAGGCGAAGGUCAAAGUCAACUUUGUCGACCUGCUAUACUCCUCCGUACAAGCGUGGGAGAAGGUCCCCCUGGUGUAUUUCAAGUCUGCCUGGACAGUCUGUGGCUACAUCAACGCUGGUUCUGCGCAGGACCUGCAGGAUCAAGCAACUGCAGCUGCGCUGCAACUGGAUCCGUCAGGAUUCGGCAGGUUGUUGGGUGUGCAGUUGGAUGAGCUUCCACCGGCUCCUCACACAGAGAAGUGGACAUGGUGUGUGCAGAGGCCUACAGGUUGGGAGGGCGUCCCGGGUGAGAUAUCCAUUGCAAUCCAGAAGAAAGCUUCGAUGUUCACUCGAAAACGGGCAGACAUAUUGGCGUCGUUUGCAGACGGGGAGCUUCCGGAGCUUUCAGCGAAGCAGCUGAAAACCUUGACAGAUCAUUUUGAGGAGCCAAUGUUCAUUGUGUUCUUGCGGGCGAAGCAGAAGGUAGCACCCGACAGAUGGGUGACAAAGUUUUGCAAGGUCGCCGAGAAGGAGUUGCAUGUGAGCAACAAGAAGACGAAGGUCAACGUCUUGAAGCUGAUGUUUGUGCCACCAGCCGAUCUACGUGCAAGCGGUGGUGGGCAUUUCACCAUUGAGGGCGAAGGCUUCCCGAAGUCGCGCGUUUGCUGCUUGAAGCAUCUUCAGGCGCCUCCAGAAGCCAACAUGAUGCCGCUUGUGCCUUAUUCAGAUGAUGAGUCACUGAAUGCCGCCAGUGGCAGCAGCGAUGAGGAGGAAGAGCCCGACCAGGUUCAAGCCCCAGCCGGUGCCGAGGUACAGCACCACGAAGAUGCAGUGAGUGAGGGUGGAGGCCAGACAGAAGAAGAGCAAUCAGACCUAGAUCUAGGUUUUGAGGAUGCAGGAUGGGAGAGGGGGCCAGCAAUUUCUGAUGUUUCCAAAGAGAAGAAGUUCCACGUCUCAGAAGAGUACAAGGUGCUUGAAAAGGAGGGUUUCGUGGAGAUGCUGCCCAAUGUAGUGGGCUGUGGUCUUGGAAGGCAUUCAGCAGGCGCGUGGUCCGCGCAUUAUCCGAGUGAGGGAGGUGGGUGCAACUAUGUCUCCAGGAGAUGGGUCACAGAUCUCUUGCUGUUCUUGCCUAAUGCCUUGACAGUCCAAUAA